Messenger RNA from Striga asiatica, 1386 nucleotides. The record is from the annotation of a GenBank genome assembly. Lineage: Eukaryota; Viridiplantae; Streptophyta; Magnoliopsida; Lamiales; Orobanchaceae.
AUGGCUUCUUGCUUCUCACUCAGCCCAUCCUUGUCACUCAGCCGUCCAAUUGAUCGGAAAUGGUUUGCCGGGAUUUCCAAUUAUCCGAUUGUCAGAAAACUGAUGGAUGGAUCUUGUUCUUCUGCCCAAUAUUAUAGGUUUAGGUUUAACUCCUCGUUUUAUUCGAAAGGCAUGAAAACGUUGGCCGAGCCUGUGUUAUCGCCGCCUUUACCGACACAAAACCCAUCAUCCUCGCCAUCUCCUUGGCUUAUGCUGCCGCCCGCCUUUGACGUCGACGGUAGCGGCGCCACCACCAGGAGCUACAAAUUCUACACCCUCGCCGACAACAAAAUCGUAACCCUAACCACUGGAAAAAGCAGCAAAGAAAGAGAAGAAGUACCAUGGUCUCCCAUGUGGUUUAGGGGAUCUUCACACGGCUGGCUCGCUUCAUUCUGCCCCCGAAGCUGCCGUCUGUUUCUCUAUAAUCCCAUCUCCCGUCGACAUAUAAACCUCCCUUCCCUUGCCGACCUUCCCAGUUUCCCACCCACCGAUUUCCCUACCGCAUACAAGGUCAUCCUCACGUGCUCCCCUGACGACGACGGACCAAAUUGCCGGGCCGUGAUGAUUUAUAAUAACAAUCACGGGCUAGCUUUCUGCUGCCCUGGGUUCAGCAAUGAGUGGACCCGAAUCGGAGAUCACCACUGGUUUGAUGAAAAAAAGGGAAAGUCCUUUGCAAUGGGGUACAUUGAUUGUGUCUACUCGACAAGACACAAAGCAUUGUUUAGCCUCGCAUCAAACGGCGUGUUGGAUUCUUGGGAUCUUCGGGACCCUCAGUCACCGAGGGUUGUAAGGAUAGCCGAUGUUAGUGAGACGAGAGUAUGUCUUGGCUACCCGAGGACAAAGAAAGAGAAGAAGAUGCGGCUGACGAAAGGUUCACUGGAGCAUCUGGUAGUGGCUGGGAAGGAUCUUCUUGUGGUGACUCAACACGUGGGUGAUGCAUUUGAAUUUGAUGGAUUGUAUUUCGAUGCCAAUGACCCGGAUCAGGAUGAGGAUGACUUCUAUCGAGGACUUCUCCCUGUGACUGUUGAUUUUGAUGUUUAUAGAUAUGAGCCUGAGGAUGGGGAACUUAAGUAUGUGACGUCUUUGGGUGGUUGGGCCAUUUUUGUCGGCUUCAGCAGCGAUGCAGUCGCGUUGCGGGCGGCCGAGUUCCCGGAGCUCAACCCCAAUUCGAUUUACUUCACGGAUGGAAUGGAAGAUGUGCUGAUUGACAAUUACCCAACUGGUGGCCAUGACAUUGGCGUUUUCAAUUAUGAGAACAAGACUGUGUCGCCGUACUAUUAUCCAUGUGAUACCAACAACAUGAGAAAGACUUUCCCAGCGCCUAUGUGGUUCUUCCCAAGUCAGUGA